This is a messenger RNA of Blepharisma stoltei, 300 nucleotides long. The record is from the annotation of a GenBank genome assembly. Lineage: Eukaryota; Ciliophora; Heterotrichea; Heterotrichida; Blepharismidae.
AUGAAGAUUCUAUAUUUUUUAUCUGAUUCACUUAAAGAUUUAUUACCUAAAUUCUUUUUUAAGCUCUCUCAAUCUUUAUACCUUAGUCAAAUGCCCCAAGCUGAUUACAAUUGUCAUACCAUAAUAUUUAAUAGGAAUAUUUUGAUUUCUGGGUAUUAUAAUCAGCACAUUCUUAUGAAUUCAGCUGAACUUGAUUCUUUUUCAAUAAUCCCAUAUGUGUUUUCAUUUUGUAAAACAAAGAUCAUUAUAAAUGCAGAGAGAUUGUACUUGCUUGCGUGCGGAAUAGAAGGGAAAAUCUAA